Molecule: messenger RNA, 333 nt
Organism: Psilocybe cubensis
Lineage: Eukaryota; Fungi; Basidiomycota; Agaricomycetes; Agaricales; Agrocybaceae
Exons: 5
Coding region: 1-333 (110 amino acids)
Biological process (GO): DNA-templated transcription
Cellular component (GO): RNA polymerase I complex; RNA polymerase III complex
Molecular function (GO): DNA binding; protein dimerization activity; DNA-directed RNA polymerase activity
Source: RefSeq, a predicted model, not a curated record
AUGGCCGAGGCUGUCGAGAAGAUUAAGCUGUUAAAGAGCUCUGCUGACCUCUCAGCGGCGACAUAUCAAAUCCACGACGAGUCACAUACAAUCGGAAAUUCAUUACGAUGGAUGUUGAUGAAAAAUCCAAAAGUGGAAUUCUGUGGCUACAGUGUACCCCAUCCAUCCGAAAAUGUCAUCAAUGUCCGUAUCCAGAUGUAUGAUAAUGCCUCAUCGAUAGACGCCUUGAUCUCUGCCCUCGAAGAACUCGAUAAAGUGUGUGAAGCUGUCGAAGAUGGAUACCUCGCCAGCCUCAGAGAGGACAAAUUCGAACGAUGGGUAGAGAGGACAUAA